Chaetomium strumarium is the source of this 1392-nucleotide messenger RNA. RefSeq lists its product as uncharacterized. The coding region runs from base 316 to 1155 and encodes 279 amino acids. The transcript has a single exon. Lineage: Eukaryota; Fungi; Ascomycota; Sordariomycetes; Sordariales; Chaetomiaceae. The record is from RefSeq and is a predicted model, not a curated record.
UCACAGAAUGGGGGAUGAAGUAUGAUUGUAUGAAAGUGUUUGAGUGAGCGCCCCGAUUAUAUUCUUCUAGAGGCCAACGGCGCAGCGUGAGUGACGAUAUUCCUUCUCGGCCGUCCCCGUGCCCGUAGACGCCUCACGGCCCUUACCUUCCCCUAUCUGGAAUGUUGACAUAUUCCGGGGGCAGUGACUCUAUCCGUGCCAUAGCACUGGUGGCUUGCCGAGUCAGACCGCGGUGUCGUUGAUUCAUCGAUUGCCGCGGGUGAAUCCUUUGGUGCUGAGGACGGAGGACUGUGGACUUAGGCAGCACUGUUUGCUAUGGUGAGACUGGUCACCAAGCCCCUCGGGUUGCUCCUUGUGCUGCUCGCCGCCACUAUGCGGAGCCUCUGCGCUUGUUGUCAAGCUCGCCGCAGAACAAGCCACAUGCUCCAUUCGCUUGGCCUAUCCGCGGAAACCGCUAACCCCACUGAUGUUAGCGUCUUGGGGGCGGGCAGCCAACUGGGCUCCUGGGUUUCGUCUGGAAUAGCUUGCGCCGACGGCCGUUGGUUCGGAUCUGGGGCCGAAAUAUGGAUACUAGUGGCUCAAAAGAUAUCUUGUGUCACACAUCGCCACGAGUCCUUUAUGUCAGUCUCCAACUGCGAUUGGCGGUGUGCCCGUUCCCGGUCGUUCUGGCUGCCGGGAAGUCAUCCAAUGGUGCGUCGCGAACCAAAUGCGGUUUCUGAUUGGCAGACAUUACCAGUCUCGAUCUCCCGCUCGAUUUCGCGACCUCAAGGUUCUACGCAGCGUCGCAGUAUGUUGUUUUUGCGCUUCCAUUGCUGUUCAAACUGUUUCCAAAUUCCUACUCGGCAGAAGGGUGGGAGGGGCAUGACUUACUUUCGGUCUUGGCCGUCUUGGCAGAGCCGUUACGUCCAUACCUUACUAAUAACCCCCCGUUCCCUGUUGUGCAGAGCUGAAUGCGCUCGAAAGGCGGGACACAGGGCACGAAACCUUCGAGAACGACUCACCGAGCUCUUAGGUGGCUUGACAAAUACAGGGAGAUCGGAUACAGCGAAAAAUGGAAACGCGAUGCGGUAUUUCCAGGUUGGAAGGCGCAAACUGCUGUGCGAGUGGCCAGCGCCAAUGCACUGGGACUGGAAAUUGUGGGAUGUGGGGCUAUAAGGCUGAAUCUCGUGACGCCCCUGCCCUUAUUUUUGGCGCUUGGCAUCAGGCACAGGCAGGAGCUUCGCUUCCACGGAUCGAUCUGUCCGACCCGAACAUCGAACUGGCCCCAAACGUUGGCUCCCGCCACAUCACGAGGCCAUCGGCAGCUGUGCCAGGAUUUGGCUGAGUUGAAAGCCUGAAACACAGCUCAUUGUUCAGCUGCACCCAAUGGAAUGAGCGCUUUCGAAAGUCGAA